GAGCUGCUGAACACUGCGAAAGUGACAUUUGACGGAGGUGUGGAUAAAAAGUGUAUCACAUAACAUUUCGCAUUUAAUUGGAACGUAAAUUAGAAAAUUCGAAAAAUUGUGAGUUCAAUCACCGAAAAAGCUAUUGAUACGAAAGCGGGGCAUGCGACUGAUGCCAAACGACGCCUUUUCCAUGCACGACAAGUUGUAAAAUCGAUACCUAUAUGUACGAAAGUGAAAAUCCAAAUUGACGCGACCGACCAAACCACGAGAUCACACUAGUUUUCUGAGCGAUGCAUUCGCUUCACUGGACAUCGCGUAUGAUAUCGCGGGCCCUGCGUAGCAGCUUUUCCACACUCUUGGAGUCUGCCACUGGGGCUGCGGCCAGCAAGGGUGGCGAAGGUGCUCUCAAGUCUGCCUCACCGCGGCCACAUUUCGUGUCUGUGGUCUGUGGAUUCGCCAAGGACAACCUGCGCCACAAGUACAAGCCUGGAAAGUAUGGCGAGGACUCCUGGUUCAAGGCAUCCACAGAGCAGGCCGAUGUUAUGGGCGUGGCCGACGGUGUCGGAGGCUGGCGCAGCUACGGCAUCGAUCCGGGCGAGUUUUCCUCCUUCCUGAUGCGCACAUGCGAGCGCCUGGUGCAGUGCAGUCACUUUAACCCGCAGCGACCCGUCAAUCUGCUGGCGUACAGCUACUGCGAGCUGAUGGAACAGAAGAAGCCCAUUCUGGGCAGCAGCACUGCCUGCGUGUUAAUCCUCAAUCGGGAGACGAAAACGGUGCACACUGCCAAUAUCGGAGACAGUGGCUUCAUGGUGGUGAGGCAGGGCGAGGUGGUGCACAAGUCUGAGGAGCAACAGCACUACUUCAACACGCCCUUCCAGCUAUCCCUGCCCCCGCCCGGCCAUGGCCCGAACGUGCUGAGCGAUAGCCCCGAGUCGGCGGACACCAUGAGUUUCCCCGUGGAGGAUGGCGAUGUUAUACUCAUCGCCACCGAUGGCGUCUUCGACAAUGUGCCCGAGGACCUCAUGCUGGAUGUGCUGCGCGAUGUGGAGGGCGAACGGGAUCCCGUCAAGCUACAGAUGACCGCCAACAGCCUGGCCCUGAUGGCCCGCACGCUGUCCCUCAACAGCGAGUUCCUCUCGCCCUUUGCCCUCAGCGCUCGUCGCAACAAUAUACAGGCACGCGGUGGCAAGCCAGAUGACAUUACAGUCGUCCUGGCCACUGUUGCAAUGUAAAAAAAACUCAUAGUCGAGAGAUGUUCCCUUAACGUCAAUGUCCCCCCGUCAAUGUCUCCAAAACUUAGUGAUUAAUGUUUAAUCGUAGCUCGUACGUAUUUAGUUAGCUUUUAGGAGUCUGUUUCCGUGGUUCUGUCUAAUGUUUAAGCUUAGUGUUGAGAUAUUGAAUGAGACAAGAACGAACGAUGGCCAUAACGAUAACAACAACGACACGAACACCUCCCUUCCCCACUUUUAAUUGUUACAGAAUUGCAUGACCCAUGCCCCUUGCCCCAUUCCCCAUACCCCCAAAUUCAUUCAUACUAAAAUAACACAAAAAAACUAAAUAACGCGCAUCCUGGAGAGCGACCUAAACGUUAAAAAUUACCCCCUGACGCCCCCAAUCAAAGCGAAUGCAACGCCUUCAAAUGUAUACAUAACCCUCGCUAUAAGUAGUAAAAACAACAAACAAAAAAUUAUUAUAAUAAAUGCAAAAUUAUCAGGCCGAAAUGAUCUUUGUCGUCAGCGACGGCUUCACGACGGAGGAGUAGAGUAGCGUUCUAAUCAACAAAUAAAUUGCGAAACGAGCCCGAACCCUGGCGGAGGAGGAGGAGGAGGAGGAGUAGAUGAUGGAUUGCGUUGAGGAGUCGAAGUGCAUAAUGGUAUGCUAUGCGAAUUAUUUGAACUGAGGAUUUAUUAUAUCCAGGCAAAAAUGGCGACUGUCUUUAACAAAAUUUACUGUCGAAAUGUACUCACUGAUAUUUGCGACCCAAUAAAAUUAUUCAUUGAAAACAACAA
This is a messenger RNA of Drosophila miranda, 2000 nucleotides long. RefSeq names its product protein phosphatase PTC7 homolog. NCBI's taxonomy places the organism in Eukaryota, Metazoa, Arthropoda, Insecta, Diptera, Drosophilidae. Bases 282 to 1223 code for a protein of 313 amino acids. The transcript has a single exon. The record is from RefSeq and is a predicted model, not a curated record.